UUCAACUCUCUCUCUCUCUCUGUUGAUAUAUAUAUAUAUAUAAAUAUUUAUAUAUAUGGGAACUGAAAGUAUGGAAUUAUUUCUGGAAAACAAGACAAUUUUAGUGACGGGUGCCACUGGGUUUCUUGCAAAACUUUUUGUGGAGAAAAUACUAAGAGUUUCGCCAAAAGUGAAGAGGAUUUAUCUUCUUUUAAGGGCUUCAGAUUCCAACUCCGCAACCCAUCGCAUGCAUACUCAGGUGAUAGGAAAAGAAGUGUUCAGGGUUUUAAGGGAAGAACGAGGCAAAGAUUUUGAUGGUUUCAUAGAGCAAAAAUUAGUAGCAGUUGCUGGAGACAUUUCAUAUGAAGACCUCAGAAUUAAAGAUGUUAAUUUAAGGCAUGAGAUGUGGAAUAAUUUGGACAUUAUUCUCAAUUCUGCUGCAACAACCGAUUUUUAUGAGAGAUAUGACGUUUCUCUGGGAAUUAAUACAAUGGGAGUGGUGCACAUGUUGAACUUUGCCAAGAAAUGUCUCAAACUAAAAGUGUUUCUUCAUGUAUCUACUGCUUAUGUGUGUGGAGAAAUGAAAGGAGUAAUAGAAGAGAAAGCCUUUGAAAUUGGUGAAACACUAAAGAAAAAUAUUAGCUCCAAACUUGAUUUUGAAGUUGAAAAUCAACUUGCCCAACAAAAAUUGUAUCAACUUGAGCAACAACAAGCUUCACAACAAACAAUCACAACCACAAUGAAGGAAUUUGGCAUUCAAAGGGCAAGACUAUUUGGAUGGCCAAAUACAUAUGUAUUUACAAAAGCAAUGGGAGAAAUGUGCUUAGAACAAUCCAAACAUGAUGUUUUCAUCAAUAUCAUACGUCCAACAAUGAUAACCAGCACUUACAAAGAGCCAUUUUCUGGUUGGAUUGAAGGUUUAAGAACCGUUGAUAGCGUUAUUAUUGGAUAUGGCAAAGGCAAGGUAGAUUGCUUCUUGGGAAGUCCCACAGUGGUAAUUGAUAUGAUACCAGCUGACAUGGUGGUAAAUGCAAUUAUUAUGGCCAUACAAGCUCAUGAAAAAAAAUUCUCUGGAAUUAUUUACCAAGUUGGGUCCUCAAUGAGAAAUCCUAUAAAUAUGUCUCGAAUAUAUAAUUUGACCUUUCGUUACUUCACUAAACAUCCAUUGAUCAACAAAGAUGAUCAAAAGUCCAUCAGAGUUGGCAAGUUCACACUUUUCAAACACAUCACUACUUUCCAAAUCUUCAUUGCUAUUCGAUUCAUCUUACCUUUCAAGAUAUGGUACCUGAUAAAUACUAUAGCAAAUCUUGGAUAUAGCAAGGAGAUGCAUAAUAGAAACAUGAGGAAACUUGAGGGUCUAAUGUAUUUGGUACAACUUUACAAAUCAUAUGUUCUCUUCGAGGGCAUAUUUGAUGAUACAAACUUGGAGAGGUUGCAAGAAGAUGCAAAGGAGAAUAACAAUAAUGUGAAAGUAAUUGGAUCAUUUAAUUUUGAUCCAAAGUCUAUUGAUUGGGAAGACUACUUAAUCAACACUCACAUUCCUGGCCUCACAACCUAUGUUUAUAAGUGAUAUAAUUACACGAG
Humulus lupulus (European hop) is the source of this 1563-nucleotide messenger RNA. Its product is annotated as probable fatty acyl-CoA reductase 4. Lineage: Eukaryota; Viridiplantae; Streptophyta; Magnoliopsida; Rosales; Cannabaceae. The record is from RefSeq and is a predicted model, not a curated record. The coding region runs from base 56 to 1549 and encodes 497 amino acids. Gene Ontology annotation, molecular function: alcohol-forming very long-chain fatty acyl-CoA reductase (NADP+) activity. The transcript has 10 exons. Gene Ontology annotation, cellular component: intracellular membrane-bounded organelle. Gene Ontology annotation, biological process: suberin biosynthetic process; long-chain fatty-acyl-CoA metabolic process.